AUACCAAUAUUCUGUCAAAUAUUUUGUGGUUAAUCGCGUUCUUCGCUACGAUGUUAUUCUGUUGCCCAAGUUCUACAUAUUUACUACACGAAUAUCGAAGAUGAACACGAAAGAAAAAGAGAAAUACAUCGAAGAAUUUGAUUUCCCCCAUUGCGACGAAUCCUCGAAAUAUGAAAAAGUUGCGAAAAUUGGCCAGGGCACCUUCGGGGAGGUGUUCAAGGCUAGGGAUAAGAAUUGUAGUAAAAAAUUCGUAGCUAUGAAAAAGGUGUUGAUGGACAAUGAAAAGGAAGGGUUCCCUAUAACUGCUUUAAGAGAGAUAAGGAUAUUGCAGUUAUUGAAACAUGAAAAUGUAGUGAAUUUAAUAGAAAUAUGUAGGACAAGAGCAACUCAAUAUAAUCGUUAUCGUUCUACGUUCUAUCUUGUAUUUGACUUUUGCGAACAUGACUUAGCUGGAUUAUUGUCAAAUGUAAAUGUCAAAUUUAGUUUAGGAGAAAUUAAAAAAGUUAUGCAACAGUUGUUAAAUGGUCUUUAUUAUAUUCAUAGCAAUAAGAUUUUACAUAGAGAUAUGAAGGCUGCAAAUGUUUUGAUCACCAAAAAUGGUAUAUUGAAAUUAGCCGACUUUGGUUUAGCUCGUGCAUUUAGUGCAAAUAAAAAUGGUCAGCCAAACCGUUAUACAAACAGAGUUGUUACUCUUUGGUAUAGACCACCCGAACUUUUGCUUGGUGAUAGAAACUACGGUCCCCCUGUAGACUUAUGGGGUGCAGGGUGCAUUAUGGCUGAAAUGUGGACCAGAUCACCUAUAAUGCAGGGGAAUACAGAGCAACAACAGCUCAUAUUAAUUUCACAAUUGUGUGGUUCUAUUACAACAGAAGUAUGGCCUGGAGUAGAGAAUUUAGAAUUAUUUAACAAAAUGGACUUACCCAAAGGCCAAAAACGGAAGGUUAAGGACAGAUUAAAACCAUAUUUAAAGGAUCCUUAUGCCUGUGACUUGUUAGAUAGACUUUUAAUUCUUGAUCCGUCUAAAAGAUUCGAUUCCGAUUCUGCGUUGAAUCAUGACUUUUUCUGGACCGAUCCGAUGCCUUGUGAUCUCAGCAAAAUGUUAGCGCAACAUACGCAGAGCAUGUUCGAGUACCUAGCCCCACCAAGACGUCCUGGUCACAUACGUCAUCCUCAUCAUCAAGUACCUGGAGGGCCAGCAAAACCUAGUUCUAGUAUGGCUGAUAGUGGUUACCAAGACCGUGUAUUCUAGGAUAUAUAUUUUGUUUAUAUAAGCAUAGACUGCUCUUUAUCGUUCAUAUUUUCUCAUCUUUCAGAAUUUUGAUAAACCACAUGAUAUCUGACUUUGAACUUCAUCGAUAAUUAUAAGAUUUUAAGUUAAUAUUGGGACUUUAAUUUAUGCAAACUAUUGGGAUAAGAUGUAAGAUUUUCUUAUAUUUAUACACACACACAUAUAUAUGUAUAUGUAUACUUAUAUAUAUAUUUAUAUAUACAUAUAUACAUAUAUAUACAUGUAUAUAAAUUUUGUACAAAUGGAAACAGUCUUCUGAUUUAAGCCUUAUAUUUUCAGAACUGACAGCUUUCCUUCUGUUCAAUUAUUUAUGUAUUAUAUUUUAAUCGAUCCUUGAUAUUUAUGAAGGAAAAGACGAAAUUUUAUAUAUAUUCCUUAUUUUAAUUUUACAAACGAGGUCCAUAAUUGACAAGUGGAGUAAGACUUAAUUCUUUUGACAACUAAGGAAUUCAAAUGUUAUUAUAUAUUGGAAUCUUUUAAUAUACUUAUUUAAAUUUCACGUAAAUACAAUACGAAACAACACAAGGUAGUAAUUACUGCCAGUAAAUUAUAGAU
Messenger RNA from Bombus impatiens (common eastern bumble bee), 1843 nucleotides. It is a transcript of the gene Cdk9, whose product is annotated as cyclin-dependent kinase 9. The transcript has 7 exons. The record is from RefSeq and is a predicted model, not a curated record. Gene Ontology annotation, biological process: protein phosphorylation. Lineage: Eukaryota; Metazoa; Arthropoda; Insecta; Hymenoptera; Apidae. Bases 101 to 1249 code for a protein of 382 amino acids. Gene Ontology annotation, cellular component: nucleus. Gene Ontology annotation, molecular function: cyclin-dependent protein serine/threonine kinase activity; ATP binding.